Cuscuta epithymum is the source of this 8066-nucleotide messenger RNA. NCBI's taxonomy places the organism in Eukaryota, Viridiplantae, Streptophyta, Magnoliopsida, Solanales, Convolvulaceae. The record is from the annotation of a GenBank genome assembly.
GAAAAUUUCCCUGCGCAUAGACUAGAAGCCUACGGAAGUUUUACGCUACAUGUUCACCAUCUUUGUGUAAACUUUCUGGCUAUCAAUGGAAAGCUUCUUCUACUCCUAUUAAUCAGAUCUUAUACAUUAUAGAGUAGAAAUAGGGACUAACAAUUGGUAUCAGAGCCGAGCGUGUGACCGAUUGAAGUUUCUGCAAAUUUAUCGAUCGAUUGAAGAGAGAAGAAAACUCUUGCGCGAAACUCAUCGACGAAGUUUUUGCUUGUUGAGCGAUCUUCUGUUCUAUUUUUGUUGUUAUUUUUGCAGGAAAAUGUUUACAGGAAAGUGUUUCUAGGAUUGCAAGGAUUCAUUCUGUGAAAAAUCGCAUCCAGAACUUUGGCGUACAGGUUAAGCAGGAGUUGAGCGAUCCUGCAUCUUCGCGCAUCUUUUUCAGGAGUUGAGCGAUCCUGAAAAAUCGCGCAAUUCUACUUUAGCGAUUUGGAGACUUGAGCGAUCAACACUGAGCGAUCUUCAGCGUUGCACAAAACCAUUUGUGGUGCGGGAAAACAAAGUUGCGCGAUUAACAGGUUGAACAAAAAAAAGGGGGCCUCCUGAGCGGUUUGGCUUUGAGCAAACUCCUGCUCGAUCUACUCCUUGCGCGAAGACGAGCGAAGUUUAGUUGCGCAAAAACAGGACUUGCGCGAUCUUCUGUAGCUAAAUGACCUGCGCGAUUCGCGAUCUUCUGUAGCUAAAUGACCUGCGCGAUUCUCCAGUUGCGAGAUUUUCUUUGUUGUUGCGCGAUCCAGGUGCGAAUCAGACUUGCGCGAUCUUAGUCGUCGCGCGAUUUGUUUGAUCUUACUCUGUUGCGCGAUCAGGUGUUGUUGCGCGAUUCUUUACUUGCGCGAACUUAGUACCACCCGGGAGCAAAUUUAAUAAUUUAAAAAAAAAAAAAAAUGCAAAGGAAGGAGAGGCAAAAUUGUCUUUUGUGACCUGCGGAAUUUUACGGCUAUCGUGUCCGCAGGUCGCCCCGCGCAGGGGGGGUGCGAAUUUUCGCUUUUGAACUACAAGCCGAAAUCCCAUGUGCGCGAGAGCUCCUCUCUUUUCCUUCACCAUUUAAUCUUAAGGAAGGAGUGCUCCAUAUAUAUAGGCUCCAAAAGUCUCUUUGAGUUUAGGUGUGGGAUAAGUUAACAAGCUUACUUUUCCCUUCCCUUGGAAGAGUACACUUUUUGCACUUACCCACUUCAAGAGCUAAUUUUGAGCCCAAUUCAAACCUUGUGGUCAAACUCUAAAACCAAAGGUCUACACUUUGUCAAAGCUUCAAAUAGUCAACCUUGAGAUAAAAAAAAAAAAAUUAAUUAAAAAAAAAAUCAAAAAAAAAAAAGUCAAAAAUCUCAAGGUUAAGACUAAUUUUUCUCAAAGUCAAAGCUACAUUUUCAAGAGCCACUAACCUGCAGAAAAACUUCAAUCAACCACACGUCAACGAUCAACAUUCAACAAUCAAUCAUGACUGCCCCAACCGCUGCUGAUAAAGUGACUGCCCUCUCUGUUAAAAACAAGAAUGCAGACAGCGCUGUAAGCACUUCUAAUCCUUUUGCUUAUACUUGCUCUAGAACUGACCCACACGAUAGAAUUAAGGAGCUUGAGGAAAAAUUUAAUACGGGAUUUAGUGUGUAUAACAGACAACGUAUCAAUUCAGAGAAAAUCAUCACUAAGCUCACUGCUGAGAAUAAAAGACUUAGCACUAGCGAGAACGAACUGACAGAGAAGCUUAGAACAACUGAGAAAGAGAGAAUUAGACUUUUUGGUGUCAAUAAUUUACUUAUGGAAAGAAGGGGUGCUCUUUACACUAAAAUUAAAGAACUCGAAGACCUGUUAGCCAAGAGGGACCAAACAGACCAGACUAUUUUCCUUAACCAGCCUAAGGACACUCGUUUCUAUAACGCCAAGGAGGGUCUGGGUUUGACCAAUCCUCAGAACCUGAAAAAGGUCAACUGUAGACAACUCUAUGAUGUUAGAUACAUGAAAAUAGGAUUGACCAAACUCAUGGCCUUCACUGGAGCUGAAGAAACGAAUGCCCUCGAGGACGAAAAGAGAAAGACAAAGGCUGGUGUCGAGGUUCCUUUUGACUACACAGAGUUGAACAAGAGUUACAAAACCAAAGAACCCCCGCUAACACCUGCUGAUGAAGUCAUAACUUAUGCUCCUGAAAAGGAAACUGUGCAAGAUGGAGAGGAACCUUCAACUUCAGAACCUGUAGUCAAACCAGCAUACAUUCCACCUCUUGUGAGAAAGUUUGCUGAGUUAAAAGAAUCUUUUGAAAAGGAGAAACAAGUUUUAGAAAAAGAAAAAGAUCAACUUUUGAAAGAGAUAUCCAUGUUAAAAACAUCCUCUCAGUCCAUCACAGUUUCUCAACCUUCUUCCCUCUCUUUCUCAGAAAAAUGUUUAGAAAAUUCAACCAACAGUUCUAAAACUUCUUCCACUCACUCUGAGCCUCCUUCUCAGACCGGAAACCAUGUGAAGAAGAGAGUUGAGAAGAGAGGAGAGUGGAUCGAGGAGAAGUUAAGAAGGAGGAAGAAAGAAGAAGAAUCUCAUCUAGGAAAUAAGAAUCGACGUUCGAGUGCUUUGUUUUACGUAAAGAAUAAGUCUAGAUCUGGCAUUAGUGAGCUUUCAACUAGUAAUACUAGAAGUGGUGUUCCUAGGAAUUUCCUAAGCGAAUCCUCGACUAGUAAUGCUAAAAGAGUGGCUCCUAAGUUUUCUAGUUCUAAGACAUCUGUCACGAAUCACUGUUCUAGUUGUGCUUCUCUGAAUUGCAUUAAAUCCAUGAAAUGUUGUUUUGAGUCUGAUCUCUCCUCCAACAAAGAUAAGAAUGUGAAUGUUCAGAGAUGCCCAAAGAAAUCAACUGCUGUGAAGGUGAACUUUGAGGGAGAGUACAAAUUGCCGUGUUUAAGGUAUCCCCUCAAGGUUCGCUCACUUAAACAUUUGAGAAGGCUCUCUCAGGAAACAAUUUUAAAAGAUCAUCUGUCUGAACAUUCACUCACUGUUAACGAAAUCUCUCUCGCUCCAAAGUUCAAACAACAAUGGGUUCCUAAGGCCAAAGCUGAGAAACUAAGAACGUCAAAUCCUUCUCAAUCAGCUGGCUUAGGUUCCAACAUCAAACAAAAAUUAAAACAGCUCUUCACCACUAAUAAGGAUGGACCCAUCUGGAGGUGGGUACCAAAACACACUUAAUCUGUUUUGCAGGUCCGUCAUGUGUGGUACCUGAUUCGAUUGCUCCACACACAUGGCGGAUAUGACAAGCUGUGAGCAAUCAACUGGUGCACAUUAUUAAGGGGAGUAUUGGCAUGUAUACUACCCCACUGAGCAGAAAAUCAACAAAUGCACACCUCAACACCAACACAUGCCAAGAAGAAACAACAAGUGCUUAUUCUGAGGGGGAGUGUUUAUUUUUCACUCCUCCUGGUGCCUUACAAGAAGAAAGCACAUAUCAAGGGGGAGUUUUCUACUUUACUCCCCCGGGUGACAAACAACACCUUGCACAUUCUGAAGGGGAGUUACAAUUUUCUCCUCCUGACGCAAAUCAAGGAUCAAUGCAAGACAACCCACGGACGUUAUGGCAGAACCAGUAGCAAUCAAGACAACUCAAGGAUGUCGUGGUGGUUGUUCUCAAAGGCCGCAAAAUCUAGAAGGUCCUAAACAAAAAUUGCCGAAGCAAGGGUGUAUCUCCAACAAUUCUGGGGAACACUCAACUAAGCAAGAGAUGCCUCUGGUGCGAGAAUUCUGAAACCCACCAUUGACAACACCAAGGUGACCAACACCAAAGAGUUCAUGCAUCAAAUGCUCCAAACACUAGAAUUGAUAAUGGGACGGAGUUCAAGAACAAUGAGUUAACUGGGUUCUACGAAGCUCAGGGAUUUACACAACAGUUCUCUGUAGCUGAAACACCAAAGCAAAAAGGUGUCGUAGAAUGAUUGAACAGGAUCUUGGUGGAAGCAGCCAGAACCAUGCUAAUACAGUCAAAAGCUUCCUCAUUUCAUGUGGGCUGAAGCUAUCAACACGGCUUGCUUCACACAGAACUGGACGGUGAUUCACAAAUGAUCCGACAAGAUGCCCUAUGAGAUUGUGUUCAAGGGUCUCCCUAACAUUGUCUUCAUCUGCGUCUUCGGCUACAAGUGCUACAUUAUGAACGACAGGGACGCUAGGGGGCAGCUUGAUCUGAAAGCAACUGAAGACAAAGAAGCUCAAUCAUCUUCUGAAGAAGGAAGACAGGGAGAUGAGACAAGAUCGAAUGAGCAAUGAUCAACUCCAACAAUUCAAAAACGCAAAUCCUCUGAGAAUGUCAGCACUCCAGCACUUCAAUAUCUGAAGAAGAUGCCAGAGGUAAGCACUAUACCUCUUCCUAUUCAUGUUCCUCUCCUGCUGUUAGCUGGCCUCAACGAUCCACACGUUAUAUGCUACAGCGAGGAGAACAACAUCACACUCCCUAUGGCUCAGAUAACCCCCCCCCCCUGAGCCUACCCCGGGGAGUCAGCCGAGAGUAAGUGAGGGUCCUGAGAGUUCAACCCGACCACAGAGACCAGUGGCAAGCCGGCCCCAUGAUGAUCAGACUACGUCUGCUGAGGGCCAACCCCAAGUUGCUGAGGAGAUUUCCCAUGAUUCGCCAAGCGUAGCCAGAACAAUAAACGCUGACGAUGAGGGCUCCGGUAGCAAGGCUAACAAGCGCAACAAGUCAACAAGGAUGAUGAGAUUAAUGAUGAUGCGGACGACAACGCUAAUCAAGCCAGGGAGCCUCCGGUACAAAAAUGCCGACUCAUUAUCAGGCUCCCCACGGAAACAGAAAUAGAGGCGUCUUACUCACGAACAAACAAAGAAGGAGAUAUCAUAAGUGAGACGCGCUCCAAGCAUCAAAAUGACAUACUUCCUCAUCAUUCACUCCUACACAGAGAAUACAAACCGCAAGCAGCCUGACCAAAGAAUUAGCCAUGUUUGACGAGUGUACAAACCUAGAUGUAGUAAACCGGACUGACCCCAUAGGAGCAGAAGCUGACUUUCUCAGUUUCCGAGUAGAAGACGCAGCAUCUAGUCCAACUGCGCAUGCACAAGCCACACCUAGCCACUCUGCUGCCUCCCAACAGGUAGUAGUUUCACAAAUAGGGGAUCUUAUACCCACCUCUCUGCCCCCUUACGGAGCAGUUAAGGAUGUACAUAGUGGUCUAUCACCCCGGGCCACUACCCCUUCUUCAAUCACAUUGAGUCUAGGUGUCACACUCCCUACAUUUUCAAAUUUGCUAGGACACAUACACUUUUCACACCACCACACUCUACAGGUCCACUUUCCCUGUCAACAACGAUCGGAGAUACUUCGAUGAUGAUCGGAAGUCCUGCCGCUCAACAGAUAACUCAAUUAUUAUCUGCAGGCCACACACCAGUAAACUUUACUGAUGUUGUGACAACGGUUACUACCCCUGUAACCGGACAACCCUAACCCUACCGACCUUGCAGUCAUUUAGCAGCGUUGCUUGGAUUCCACCAUUAAACCAUGGGUGCACGAAGCAAUAACCGCUCGGGCAUAGGAAUUCAGGACCACCCCGGCGCUUCUUAAUGACAUCAUCAAACCCUAACUCAACCCUCAUCCUCCCACUCCCAACAGCAACUCACCCCAAUCCUUAUCCUAUCCCAUUUACAAUGCCAUUCGAUGACCUAGCAUCCAUUAUGCUAGCGAGAAUUCUUGAAAACGAAGAAGCUCCACUUACUGACAAACAAAGAGCUCUUUUUGUAGUACCUGAAACUGAAAGCACAUGUCAUGACAGUCUCCGCGGUCACAAACAUUUGCAUGAGGACUCCAAUGAUUCGGCUCCUCAUGAGGGGGAGAAUAAGAGGCAACGGACACUUGAGCAUGUUGCGUCAACUAGCCAAUAACCACAACCUGAAUCCUCUAACAACCAACAACCCCAAUCAUCUAGCCAACCCAAAACCCAAAAACCAACCUAGAUUAAAUGCAAAAAUUCUCUCAAGGAUGCAAAUUUUAAGGGGGAGUUUUCAAAGUUCUCCUCCCAAGCGCCAAACAUCGUCAAAGGCAUCCUACUCAGUGCUCCAGUUGAGGGGGAGUACAGAGAGAGAAUAAAGAAACAUAUCAAUGAGAGAGAUGUCCUAAUGGCUUAGUAAACCCAACUAAGCCUACCCAAGGGACAAAGCCGAGAGUGAGUGAGUAACUGAGUGAAUAUUAUGAGAGUGAGGAAGCAGAAGGCUCCGAUGAGCAAGAAGACAAUAAUCAAUGACAAAUCUGCUACCUCAAAUGAGCUAUCAAUCGAGGAAUCAAUCCCAGUCACUCAAAUACUCCGGACAAUCCCCAUAGGUUCAGGACUGAAUUUAUUCAGAUCCCGGGUAGAAGUCGCUGCAUUUUGUCCAAACGGCGCGUGCACAACCCUACCCUAGACCACUCAUCUGUCUCCCAACAGACAGGUGUUUAAUCACUAUUCACGGGGAACCUCAUCUCUUAUCACCGUCUCCUUCUGAGGCGACUGAUAGUAACUACAGUGGCCCUCAGCCCCAUGCCAUUGAACUUUCAUUGAUCACGUCGUGUCUAGUUAUCUCACCCUAAAUGUUUAGAAUUUUCUAGGACACAGACACAUUUUUAGAGUCAGUUGCAGGUCCAAGUGACCAUGCGAGAACUUCCAUAGGGCUCAUCUAAUAUAGAUGUGGACCGAUGAUUGGAAGGAAGUCCUGAUGUUGCAACAUAGAAAUCACCAACAUUUUCAGGCCAUCAUUUAGAGUUCAUCUCUAUAGUGAUGAUAACGGGUGUCUACACGAUCCCGGGGGGCUACAAUUAUCCAUGCUGAUCCUAGUGAUCAUGCCAUAACAACCAGAGUGACAUCUACUUCAGAUGUUUCACAAUGAUUGGUUGGAAGUCCUGUUAGAGUUACAACGUUUCUAUCAUUAUAUACAGGCCACACAUCAAUGUUUACACUGAUGUUGUGUCAACGGAACACCACAGUGUCUCCGAUUCUUAUCUUUUCAUUUUUUUUGCAUUUUCAAUUUUCCAGAAUAAAAGAAUAAAGGCAAGACAUCUCGAUUCAUUGGAUUGUCAUAAAGGGGGAGAGUGGUCCACACGCUGUUUACUCUCAAAAAUCAUUCUCGGACACUUCUCUCCUCCAGCUCAAAAACAAUGGCUCUCUACUCUCUCAUGUUCAUCAACUGCCAAGUCAGCUUCAAAUCUAAAGGUCAUCCAUGCUCACAAGUCAACCAUCAUUUUCCGCUGUGCCACCGACAACUGUUCCUCAAAAGCAUUCAUGAUCAAACAGUCAGAAAAGGCUACAUUCUGGAGGAUACAGAGGUCGGAUGAUCAAAUAUUGAAGAUGAAUCCCUUGUGCACCUAGAUCUCUUCAGAACAUUCAUUCUAGAGGCGCCAUAUGACUUCAUUCAAGCUGAUCAAGAGCAGUUUCUGGAAAGCAAGGAUUAAAAGCAAGAUUUUGAAGAAUCCCUCAACUCCCGGCAUCAAAGAACAAAUUGAAUAAAUAACACCAAGGGGGAGAUUGUAAGGAUUUUUUCAUGAAGCCUUUCCAAGAAGAUAAAAGAAGUUGAGACCAAAGAAAGAAGAAAUUGAAAGAAUUUGACCGAAUGAAGGCGGUGCUAGACGCAAUCAACGCUCGACUCGAAAAGAGGAGAAUGCUCCGCCAAUAUGAACAUGCUCUAGCACUGCAAAGCAACUACUACAAGAGGCAGAAGGAUCCACAAGAGCUGACAAAGAACAUCUGAUCACAAAGGGGGAGAUUGUUAGAGAUAUUUUCAUGUAUUGUGAUCAAUGUUUUAUCUAGCCUCUUGGUAGUAUUUAUUGUGUAUUUAAUAGGCCUUAAAUGGAAAAGGCUACUAAGCUAAAUUAGGAAUGGGCCUCCUAAAAAGGAGAGCCCAUAUGAUUGUAAAACCUACCAUUCUAAGGAGGCUAUAAAUAGACCCCUUAGGAAUGGCUAGGUUAAGCUUUCCUCCCUCAGAAAUAUUCCCUGCGCAUAGAAUAGAGCCUACGGAAGUUUUACGCUACAUGUUCUUCAUCUUUAUGUAAACUUUCUGGCUAUCAAUGGAAAGCUUCUUCUACUCCU